AUGGUCGUCGACCCAUCAAUCUACGUCAAAGUGUGUGGGAUUGUAGAAAAUCUUGACAAUCUUAUACCUGUUGGAACAUUAACUAUUCAUGACUUUCCUAAAGGCAACUUUGAUUACUGUGGGAUCAAAUCACCAGAUCGUUGGACAUGGCUAAAUCUACCGUUCAUUCAAGACAUAUGUCGUAAGGAGAAUGAUAAUGAUAAUUAUGAUGUUCCAUUACUAAAGUGUUUAAGAUUCCUUCUUGAUUUCAAAUAUAUCAGAUGCACUUAUAAGUUGUUUCAAAUUAAUGACCUCCAAUUGGUUCGAAUAAGAGUUUAUGCUGUUCCUGGUGAUGUUAAAGGCUUUAGAUUCAUUAACACCUGGAGAAAAAGGUUUCGAAUCAAGAAUGUAACUAAGAAUUGGCGAUUUCUAAUUGAAUUGCUUGAUUUCUCAAGUGACAGUUGGUACAUGGCAAAACCUUUAAAUGAGAUGCUCUUGGUUCCGUACACUGUUAGACCUAGUAGUAGUAGUACUAAUAAUUGCAAUGGUUAUAACUUUCAUUUGGAUAGAUGGCAUAAUGGUAAACCAUAUUCUAUGUCGAAAGAGAGGAUGACACCUUCAUUAAUCACCAGAAUCCAAAAGCUUUAUGGUUCAAUCACUUCUCCCCAAAUGGCUAAAUAUGCAACCAACGCCAAGUUCAAGCUGUUCCAGCCAUUACAAACACCCCGAGAACGUUUGGAAAGUCUUGUAAGCAAUGCCUCCAAUGGCACAGUGGAAAUCGAUGGUCUUAAAGCUCGAAUGUAUUCGUAUCAAGUCAUUUCAUUGGCUCGAAUGUACGAAAAGGAAGCUAUACAACAGUACCACCAUUUACCGGGGUUGCUUGACUUCAAAGAUUGUUCACAUUCAAAGACUCCUUACUAUGUUCACAUCAAUACCUUUGUCUUUUAUAGGAAUCCUGAUUUAAUCCGACUACCUAGAGGUGGCAUAUUGGCUGAAAAUAUGGGGUUGGGCAAAACUCUUAUAUGUUUAGCUCUUGUUUGCUUAACCAAGAAUGAUAUUACUGAAACACCUGAAGAUCUUUUACUUUACCGUCAAGAAGAUUCAAAAUCUCGUAUUCUUUUAAAAUCACUUGUGAAUACUUGUGUUCUGUUCAUAAAUGAUAACUCAAUGCCUUGGAAAUAUUUCAUUAAUGAGAUCCCUCCACAAGUGAUCCAGAGACUUGGUGAAUCGCCUGGAAGUUUCAAACUCAAAAUUGAUUAUAAUAAUCAACAUAACUCCGUAUUUGAUGUCCCCAAAAGACGAUCUUAUCGGAAGAAAGAAUCAGUUUUGGAUCAUCAACCUGAAGAUUAUUUGUAUCGGAACGUUUAUCACAGUUCAACAACUCUAGUUGUUGUGCCUGAGAAUCUUAUUCAUCAAUGGAGUAAUGAAUUAGCAAAACAUGUUCAUCAUAACUAUCUAAAGAAACUCUUUGUAUCUUCACAUUUUUCAGAGAUCAGUGGCCAAUUUAUGACAUUUAUGAAUGAUAUGACGACUUUAGAUCCUUUGCAAUUAAUUCAAUAUGAUUUGAUCAUUAUUUCCAAUCAAAUAUUUGGGAAACUAUUCAAUAAACCUGAAAACCCUCUUUUAAAAGUAUAUUGGAAAAGAUUAAUCAUAGAUGAAGGUCAUUCCAUUAAUUCAAAGAAUUCAAGAACAAGUCUUCUUUGUAAGGAUAUCUUAGCAGAAAGGAAAUGGGCUGUCACCGGAACGCCUACUUCUGGGUUAACAAACAUUUAUGUUGAUGAAGAAGAAGAAGAACAAGAGGAUACUCGGAAAUCCAAAUACGUGAUCAAAAACACCUUUGAUGAACGGAAUGAUUUAGCAAAACUUGGGAAUAUUGUCAGUAAUUUCUUAAAGGUAGAGCCCUUCCAUUCUCAAUUGAAAAGUUGGACUAACUUGAUUGUUAAACCGUUGAUCUCGGGUUCAUAUAAUGCAGAACAAGCAUUAUAUAUGCUUAUUAAUAAUUUGAUGGUAAGACAUAACCCCUUGGAUAUUAGUGAUAGUUUGGUUCUUCCCCAACUACAUCAUGAAGUUGUAUAUCUACAACCUUCGUUUCACAAUAAAUUAUCCAUCAAUUUAUUUGCUGCAGUGUUGGCUGUUAAUGCAGUGACAUCUGAAAGAACCGGCAUUGAUUAUAUGUUUCAUCCAUCCAAUAGAAUGCAAUUACGAAGAUUAAUAACCAAUUUGCAACGAGCCACCUUCCAUUGGACCGGGUUCACUCAAAAGGAUGUUGAAACGUUAAUUAAGAUUUGCAGACAUGCUUUGAAAAAGAAGAAACCUGAUGGAAGUCAUUAUUAUACUGUAUCUGAUAAUAAGCUUCUUAUUAAAAGUAUGGAAAUAGCCAAAACUGCUCUUAGUAAUUCUCAAUGGAGAUCAGGUGCUUUGCUUCAUGAAAUGUCAUAUUAUAUCAAUGGACUUCCACUUCAAUUUGCCAAAUAUUUUGGAGUUUCUCAUCAACCAUUAAAUCAAAGUCAAUCGUCUGUGUUUGGAGCACCUCAUUUGAAUGCCAUACAAGACUUUGUAUACAAGAAUAGGUUCACGAGAUUUCAAGAUAUUCAACAGUUUAAUGAGUUGCUAGAUCCAUCUUCAAGGGUCUUUUGGGAUAGAUAUUGGAACGACUCGCUUAAAAGUAAUGAUAAUAAGUUCAGCAAGCAAGGCUCUCAAAAGAAACCUCAAGCAAUUAUGCAAGCUGAAAUUAUAUCAGCUAUUAAUAUUCCCGAAAUAGUUGAAGGGUUUAAACCUCAAUAUAUGGUAGAUGAAACUGCUUGGGAGUAUGACAACGAGUUAUCGGUCACUCAGGACCACAAGACUGAUGUUAAUGAUUUAACCUUUGAAAAGUUAAGAAAAGCCAUAGUCUCUGGAACAGCAUCUGCUAAAUUAUCAUACCUUGGUGCAAGGUUACUUGAACACAAGUUGAAUAAAGACAAAUCCAUAGUGUUUUAUGAAUUUGAAGAUAGUGCUUAUUAUUUAACGGAAUUGCUUGAUAUUUUGGGAGUUCAAUAUAUUCUUUAUGCUACUUUCAAUAAACCUGAACAAAGAGCACAGAAUUUAUCUGAAUUCAGUUUAUAUGAUAGCAAUAAUAGAGGAGGAAUUGCCUUGAUUAUGGAUUUGAAAUUGGCUUCUCAUGGAUUAACAAUAAUUUCUGCUUCAAGAGUUUACUUCCUCAGUCCCGUAUGGAAGACAUCUGUUGAAGCACAAGCUAUCAAAAGAGCCCAUAGAAUUGGCCAGACUAAAGAAGUUCAUGUAGAAACACUUGUUCUUAGAGACACUUUGGAGGAAGAGAUCUACAAUCUCAGAUCAAGCCACAGAAAUAUUAAUAAUGGUAAUGAUGAUGACACUAAUUCGUAUGAGGAACAAACAAAUGAUAAUAAUCAUGCAAUUGAUGAUUUGGGAGUUCAAAAUUAUGUUUUAAAACAUGAAUUUCUUGACUUUGAAGCCUCUGAAAAUGAAUGCUGUGGAUUUCAAGCACCUGCUAUCUCAGAAGCAAUUGAUACUGAAAACGAUGAUGAUGAUCCAGAUUCAUAUUCCUUAUUGAAUCAUCAGCUGUUUGUGAACAAAUUGACUAGACCGCAUAUUCGACAGUGGUUGAUAUAUUUAUGCAAUCAAGAUAACUUGGAGAAGUUGACGAGAUCUAAAAGCCAAAAGAUUCUUGACAAGGAAUCCAAAAAGGACUUUAUGAAGAGCUUUAUCACUGAAUGUGAAGAAGCUCCACAUGUUAACAAACGGCCAUUAGCAAUCGUAUCUAAGAACAAACGUAAACGGGUAAGGUUUUAG
Messenger RNA from Lizanozyma spartinae, 3789 nucleotides. RefSeq lists its product as uncharacterized. The coding region runs from base 1 to 3789 and encodes 1262 amino acids. Gene Ontology annotation, molecular function: ATP binding; ATP-dependent chromatin remodeler activity. The record is from RefSeq and is a predicted model, not a curated record. Lineage: Eukaryota; Fungi; Ascomycota; Pichiomycetes; Serinales; Debaryomycetaceae. The transcript has a single exon.